Encephalitozoon intestinalis ATCC 50506 is the source of this 513-nucleotide messenger RNA. Its product is annotated as putative nucleotide kinase. The record is from RefSeq and is a predicted model, not a curated record. Gene Ontology annotation, cellular component: cytoplasm; nucleus. The transcript has a single exon. Gene Ontology annotation, molecular function: ATP hydrolysis activity; AMP kinase activity; ATP binding. NCBI's taxonomy places the organism in Eukaryota, Fungi, Microsporidia, Unikaryonidae. The coding region runs from base 1 to 513 and encodes 170 amino acids.
AUGAAGAUUCUAGUUACUGGGACGCCUGGAGUAGGAAAGACAACUUUUUCGUUGGACAUAUCGAAAAGAUUUGGGAUUCCCCAUGUCGAGAUGAGCCGGUACAUCGAGGAAAACAACCUAUAUGAGGAGUACAGCGAGACAUACAAAUCGCUUCUCUUCGAUGAUGAAGUGGUGAGAAAAUCUCUAGAAGGAUAUCUCCUUGGCAAGGAGUCAUACAUCAUAGACACCCACAGUUGUGGGAUGGCAGCCAAUAUAGCCUUUGAUUUAGUCUUUCUGAUGAAGGCUCCUGUUGAAGUUCUUUACAAGAGACUUAAGGAGAGAGGAUACGACGAAGACAAGAUCAAGGAGAAUAUUGAAUGCGAGAUCUUCGGAGUUGUUGAAGAGGAGGUUGAGGGCCUCUUUGGAGAUAAUUACCAUACCAUUGGAGAAGAGGAAGGAGGAUUGACUUCAGAGGAAGCAAUGUGCAUUAUCAGUAAAAAGAUAGGCCCGGAAUCUUCUGUAGACAUCCCAUAG